Messenger RNA from Cryptococcus wingfieldii CBS 7118, 1254 nucleotides. RefSeq lists its product as hypothetical. The coding region runs from base 1 to 1254 and encodes 417 amino acids. The record is from RefSeq and is a predicted model, not a curated record. NCBI's taxonomy places the organism in Eukaryota, Fungi, Basidiomycota, Tremellomycetes, Tremellales, Cryptococcaceae. The transcript is spliced from 2 exons.
AUGCCCCGCCUCUACUCACCCGCCCCACUGCGCGACAUGACCACGCUCGACCCGCUCCCGACCGACAUUACAGACAUCAUCUUUGACCAUCUCAUCGAGCUCAUCCCCCUCACCCUCGCCGUCCUCUCCAAAGCAUGCUACAACAAGCUUGUGCCCCAUAUCUACAAGACCGUCAUCAUCCGCAAAGCCAACGCAUCGCGCGUCCUGUACGGUAUGUGUCUCGAGCAGACCGCCGAGCUGCCCUACCCAUACGGCGGCCUGUUGUUUGGCAAACGCAAAGCCAAAGCAUUCGAGUACACCAAAAAGGUCGUGUUCAAAGAUAUCUGGGCUGCAGAAGCCCUCGUCCUCGCCGCCCGCGAAUUCCCCACCCACGAAUUCGGCUUCAUGGCCACCGAAAACUCCUACCCCCUCCUCUUCCCACACACCACCCAUCUCCUCCUCGGCAAAGCCCUCCUCCGCUCCCUCCCCGACUGCGCCCGCGACGUCAGCAUCGCCGAGCAAAAGCGCUGGGAAACCAACCACGUCCUCCGCUUCCAAGACGGCGCCACGCAGAAAGACAAGUGGGUCGAGCAUUUCGGAAACUGGUUUGUGACCGCGGGCGAGUUUGAGGAUUUGCUUUUCCGGAUGGUGGACCCCGAGGUGAUCUGCUUUGAUAUGCAGUAUGUGGAGUGUGAUGGCAAUUCCAUGUCGGGCUCAAGGGUCACGGAUGCUAUAGGGCUGCAUCGCCCGAAGGGGCGGGUGGUGAUACAUUGGUUCUUUUACUCGGCGGAGGAACAGCGCCCGCUGUUUGGUGAAAUCGCAAUGUCCACCCCCAUCACCAUCAUCUUCCACACCUCCCCCCCUCCCAACGAGGAAAUCACAGACCCCGAAAUCGCCCUCGCCCACUCCAUCUUCACCUCCUUCACCCCCCUCCAAGCCGCGCGCGAACUCGCCCUCGCCGUCGACCGCAUGAUUGAGGAAAUCCUCAAUUUCACCGACAUCAUCUCGGACGACAGGCUGCCGGGGGAGGAAGAGUGCGAGUCGUGUGAGAUCGAGUUGGUGUUGCCGCAAGCGGAGGAGGUGAGGAGGAUAUGGAAGUGGGAAGGGAGGGAGGAUAGGACGGAGGAGGUGGUGGAGUUUACAGAGACGUGGGAGAGGAUUGUCAAGUUUAGGGAUGUGCAGGAGGUGGGGGCUUGUGAGGCGUGUGGGAGGGAGUUGGAGAUGUGGAUGGACGAUAGAGGCAGGGUGCAGGGAUACGCGGGAUCGCAGGGUUGA